This is a messenger RNA of Oncorhynchus tshawytscha (Chinook salmon), 2100 nucleotides long. RefSeq names its product staphylococcal nuclease domain-containing protein 1. NCBI's taxonomy places the organism in Eukaryota, Metazoa, Chordata, Actinopteri, Salmoniformes, Salmonidae. Bases 37 to 2085 code for a protein of 682 amino acids. The record is from RefSeq and is a predicted model, not a curated record. Gene Ontology annotation, biological process: mRNA catabolic process. Gene Ontology annotation, cellular component: nucleus; cytosol. The transcript has 16 exons. Gene Ontology annotation, molecular function: nuclease activity; RNA binding.
UAAUCCUGUACCCGGAAAAGUAACUCUUUGACGUGUAUGCAUGGUACCGUGUGUUUCCGGUAUAGCGUGUGUUCACAGUUAUCCAGCCUUUUCCUCUUGGGUUUCAAUAGAACAGUCACUUUGGAUUCCCGGCUCCUUACCUGUUUCCCCCUAAACGGCGUAUCUAACUUUGUGGACAUGGCAUCAUCAGUUUCGGCACAGGCGAAUCCUGCUCCGGUUGCGGCGCUCCAGAGAGGAAUAGUCAAGAUGGUCUUGUCAGGAUGUGCAAUAAUCGUGAGGGGCCAGCCACGGGGAGGCCCGCCCCCGGAGCGUCAGAUCAAUCUGAGCAACAUCCGUACCGGAGCGCUAGCUCGCCGAGCCCCCCAGAGCCAGCCCGACCAAAAGGACACCCCUGACGAGCCCUAUGCCUUCCAGGCCAGAGAGUUCCUGCGCAAGAUGCUGAUUGGGAAGGAGGUAUGCUUCACAGUGGAGGUCAAGACUGCUCUGGGCAGAGAAUACGGCAUGGUGUACCUGGGCAGAGACACCACCGGUGAGAACAUUGCUGAAUCUCUGGUGAACGAGGGCCUCGCCACCGUCCGCAGGGAAGGAAUCCGGGGCAACAAUCCAGAUCAGGCUAGACUGUGUGACCUGGAGGACCAGGCCAAGGCCUCCAAGAAGGGCAUGUGGACGGAGGGCGGUGGCACCAACACUGUACGCGACCUCAAGUACAUAAUCGAGAACCCCCGCAACUUCGUUGACUCCAUGCACCAGAAACCAGUCAAUGCCGUCAUUGAGCACGUGCGCGACGGUAGUGUGGUCCGUGCCCUGCUCCUGCCCGACUACUACCUGGUCACGGUCAUGCUCUCUGGGGUCAAGUGUCCGACGUUCAAGCGUGAGGCGGACGGCACGGAGUCGCCAGAGCCCUUCGCUGCCGAGGCCAAGUUCUUCACGGAGUCCCGUCUGCUCCAGAGGGACGUGCAGAUCAUCCUGGAGAGCUGCCCCAACCAGGUCAUCCUGGGUACCGUCCUCCACCCGAAUGGGAACAUCACAGAGCUGUUGCUGAAGGAAGGGUUCGCCCGCUGUGUGGACUGGUCCAUGGCCGUCUACACCCAGGGGGCAGAGAAACUCCGGGCCGGAGAAAAAUCUGCUAAAGAACGUAAAGUGCGUAUCUGGAAGGACUACGUAGCCCCCACAGCCAACAUGGACCAGAAGGACAGGCAGUUUGUGGCCAAGGUGAUGCAGGUCGUCAAUGCGGACGCCGUCGUGGUCAAGCUUAACUCUGGCGAGUACAAGACCAUCCACUUGUCCAGCAUCCGACCCCCCAGGAUCGAGGGCGAGGAGAAGAACAAAGACAAAGACAAGCGUUUCCGUCCCAUCUAUGACAUUCCCUACAUGUUCGAGGCCCGCGAGUUCAUGAGGAAGAAGAUCAUUGGCAAGAAGGUGAACGUCACGGUGGACUACAUCAGAGCUGCCACCAGCUCCUCAGAGACCAGCACCAUCCCCGCCUUUGCAGAACGCACCUGUGCCACGGUCACCAUCGGCGGCAUUAACAUAGCCGAGGCGUUGGUCAGUAAAGGUUUUGCCACGGUCAUCCGCUACAGACAGGAUGAUGACCAGCGCUCAUCCCACUACGACGAGCUACUGGCUGCAGAGGCACGGGCAAUCAAGAACGGGAAAGGCCUGCAUAGCAAGAAGGAGGUCCCCAUCCACAGAGUGGCUGAUAUCUCUGGGGAAACACAGAAGGCCAAGCAGUUCCUGCCUUUCCUCCAGAGAGCUGGCCGCUCAGAGGCGGUGGUAGAAUACGUGUUCAGUGGCUCCCGCCUCAAACUCUACAUGCCCAAAGAGACCUGCCUCAUCACCUUCCUCCUCGCCGGUAUUGAGUGUCCGCGCGGCUCCAGGAACAUGCCCGGCGGCAUGCAGGUGGCUGAGCCCUUCAGCGACGAGGCCAUGGCCUUCACCAAGGAGCUGGUACUACAGAGAGAGGUAAGCUCAACAUUAAUUUUGGCUCCAAUUUCUUUGAUUUCAGUGGUUUUACUUGCGACUGCAUGUUUGGCUGGUUUUGCGGUCGGACAUAUUGGAUCACAUUCGACCUCCAGUUUCAUUUAGUCUGGUUUUUGAUGA